This is a messenger RNA of Neoarius graeffei (lesser salmon catfish), 5389 nucleotides long. It is a transcript of the gene daam1b, whose product is annotated as dishevelled associated activator of morphogenesis 1b. Gene Ontology annotation, biological process: actin cytoskeleton organization. The record is from RefSeq and is a predicted model, not a curated record. Lineage: Eukaryota; Metazoa; Chordata; Actinopteri; Siluriformes; Ariidae. The transcript has 23 exons. Gene Ontology annotation, molecular function: actin binding; small GTPase binding. Bases 1369 to 4182 code for a protein of 937 amino acids. Gene Ontology annotation, cellular component: stress fiber.
GAGCAAGAAGAGAAUAAAGGUGCUACUAGCUGGCCGGAGUACUACAUCGACCAGCUCAAUUCAAUGGCAGCUCACAGCAGAAAGGAAUUUCUGUGCAUCAUAAAAUGAUGGCACCCUCCCUUGAACCCUCCAGAAAAGGAUCCUGGGGAGGGCCUUCAUUGCUUUAUUAUCCUCCUUCACCUCAGGCUAAGGAGUUCUUUCUAAAUUUGUCUGACCCUUCUGUUUUUUGGCCAAGUUUGAAGACAUCUUACUAUUUAAAAAUAAACCUACUCAGAAACUGUCGGAGCAGAUUAGAAAUGGGGAUUUGAGGCCACAGGGGAAAAAGCAGCGAGUUAAAUACAAAAAAAAAAGUGAAUUAGCUGAUAAUAAUCUUGUUUCCUGACAAUCAUAAUGCAGUGGCCUCUAAACCCAGAGGCUUUGUUUUGGGUUAUAAUAUCACAGUGAUGUGUGGCUUGGCAACUCGGGCAGGCUUUCGGAAAAGACCCGAGAUGGUAACGUGAUAUCGGUGGAGUGAUACCCAAACCAGGAGAAAUCUCUAAUGGGCCAGCCUCCAUCAUAGACCAGGACAGAACCUGCUACACUUGCCCAUGAACCACAAGCCUCAAUAGAUGUUGUGUUCACAAAGUAAUUUUCGAACACUGCCAAAAUGGAUAGUCUUUCCAAAUGCCCUCGCAUUUGCCUUUAUGAUUAGCCUGCUGUAUUCAUUUCCCUGCUUGAAAUAUAAUGUAUAUAGUUGUAAACUCCAGAUUUUAUAUUGUAUUUCACUUAUUUGUUUUAAAGCUGACGUACCCCUGUUCCACAAGUUGACACAGCUCCCUGAGGUCUUAAUGAAAUGUCUCUGACAUGCUUUGCUCAAAAUACCACAAGGAUAAAACACCACAGCUCCCUUCUCACCCUGUCUAAACGGCCCUGUUCAAAUUUGUGUCUCUGUUCCUUUAAAUGAUGACGAGUUACUGCUCACCACACCUUCCUCUUCCGUCGGCCAAUCAGGUAGCACUUUCUUCAUGAAUAUUCAUUCGCAAAGGCAGUUCUCGAGCCAUGAGUAGAGAUACUCAAAUGAGGGUGUGGCAUAUUUCUCCCCUUGUGACAUAGAAGGGGGAGUCAAGUCUGAAAGUCUUGUUGAAGCACAUGUUUUUUGUAAACGGGCAGCCCAAAAGACUGACUGGGUUGACUUAUUUCAGAGUUUAGGGGGUUGGUACCGUAGGAACUCCACAUGUGUAGACAAAUCAUACUUUGGCAAACUUCCAGGCCUUUAACAAAUUUCCUUUUACUCCACAGAGGAAGACUCUUCUGGCUCUGGAGAAGGAGGAGGAAGAGGAACGCAACAAGACCAUAGAAAGCCUUAAAACUGCACUGCGGACACAACCUAUGAGGUUUGUCACUCGUUUUAUAGACCUGGACGGUCUUACCUGCAUCCUGAACUUCCUGAAGAGUAUGGACUAUGAAACCACAGAGUCCCAAAUUCACACGUCCCUCAUUGGCUGCAUCAAAGCACUGAUGAACAACUCGCAGGGCCGAGCUCAUGUGCUUUCUCACCCCGAGAGUAUUAACAUCAUUGCCCAGAGCCUGGCCACCGAGAACGUCAAGACCAAGGUGGCCGUGCUGGAGAUCAUGGGAGCUGUGUGUCUGGUGCCUGGAGGUCAUAAGAAGGUUUUAGAGGCUAUGCUGCACUACCAGAAAUUUGCUUGUGAACGGACACGGUUUCAGAUGCUUCUAAAUGAUCUGGACCGAAGUACCGGGCGGUACAGGGAUGAGGUUAGCUUGAAAACAGCCAUCAUGUCCUUCAUUAAUGCCGUCCUGAGCCAGGGAGCUGGAGAGACCAGUCUUGAGUUCAGGGUACAUUUGCGAUACGAGUUCCUUAUGUUGGGGAUUCAGCCAGUCAUCGAUAAACUCAGGUCACAUGAAAACUCGACAUUAGACCGGCAUUUGGAUUACUUUGAAAUGCUAAGAAAUGACGACGAACUGACUUUAUCCAGACGCUUUGAGAGUAUACAUGUAGACACUAAAAGUGCAAGCCAGGUGUUUGACCUCAUACGCAAGAAGAUGACUCAUACAGAUGCAUACCCGCACUUUAUGUCCAUACUGCACCACUGCCUGCUCAUGCCAUGUAAGAGGAGUGGGAACACGGUGCAGUACUGGCUGCUUCUUGACCGCAUUGUCCAGCAGAUGGUUCUUCAGAAUGACAAAGGUCAUGACCCUGAUGUCACCCCUUUAGAAAACUUUAAUGUCAAGAAUGUAGUUAGAAUGCUUGUCAAUGAAAAUGAGGUCAAACAGUGGAAAGAGCAGGCUGAAAAGAUGCGGAAAGACCACCACGAGCUUCAGCAAAAGUUAGAGAAGAAGGAGCGAGAGUGUGAUGCCAAAUCCCAAGAGAAGGAUGAAAUGAUGCAGACACUCAACAAGAUGAAGGAGAAGCUUGAGAAAGAGACAGGAGAACAUCGACUGGUCAAGCAGCAAGUGGCAGACCUUAGUGCCCGUCUCCAUGAUCUCAGCACGAGGCAGGUAGCUAUUGUACCCGGUGGUCCCCCAGUCGUACCCGGACCCCCAGGUGGACCUCUUUCCCCACCAGUUCCUCCUCCACCCCCAGGAGGAAUGAUGCCGCCGCCACCUCCACCACCUCCACCCUCUGGUGCCAUGAUGCCCUCACCACCACCUCCUCCUCCACCUGGAGGCCCUCCACCUCUCCCUGGACGCCCCACUCUUGGUGGCCCACCACCUCCUCCAGGAGCCCCUGUAGGCCCAGCUCUCAAGAAGAAGAAUAUUCCCCAGCCAUCAAAUCCACUGAAGUCCUUCAACUGGUCCAAGUUGUCCGAGAGUAAGUUGGAGGGCACAGUUUGGGCCGAAGUUGACGAUGGAAAGGUUUUCAAAAUCUUGGACUUGGAAGACAUUGAGAAGACUUUCUCAGCAUACCAGAGACAACAGGACUUCUUUAUGGUCAAUAACAGCAAACAGAAAGAGGCCGAGGACGACACUCUGAGCUCAAGGAAAGUCAAAGAGCUUUCGGUCAUAGAUGGUCGACGGGCACAAAACUGCAAUAUCCUGCUCUCACGCUUGAAGCUCUCCAAUGAGGAAAUGAAGAGGGCCAUCAUGACUAUGGAUGAACAGGAAGAUCUGCCUAAGGACAUGCUGGAGCAGAUGUUGAAGUUUAUCCCAGAGAAGAGUGAUGUGGAUCUGCUGGAGGAACACAAACAUGAACUGGACCGGAUGGCCAAGGCAGAUCGUUUCCUCUAUGAGAUGAGCAGAAUAAAUCAUUACCAGCAGAGAUUACAGUCUCUGUACUUCAAGAAGAAGUUUGCAGAGAGAAUUACAGAAAUAAAGCCCAAAGUUGAAGCUUUAAUUAAAGCCUCUAAAGAAGUGCUGCAGAGCCGAAACCUUAAGCAGCUUCUCGAAGUUGUUCUGGCAUUCGGAAAUUACAUGAACAAGGGUCAAAGAGGAAAUGCUUAUGGCUUUAAAGUGUCCUCGCUGAACAAGAUCGCCGAUACCAAGUCUAGCAUUGACAAGAACAUCACUCUUUUACACUACCUGAUCACCAUCCUCGAGAAGAAGUACCCAAAAGUCAUGCAGUUCCAAGAGGACCUCCAGAACGUACCAGAAGCCGCUAAAGUCAACAUGACCGAGUUGGAAAAAGAGAUCAACAACCUGCGCAGUGGCUUGAAGAAUGUGGAAAAUGAGCUGGAAUUCCAGAAAAAGCGUCCACAGGAGGUUGGAGAUAAGUUCGUGUCUGUGGUCAGCCAGUUUGUUACACUCGCCAGUUUCAGCUUUUCUGAUGUAGAAGAUUCCCUUAAUGAAGCCAAGGAACUGUUUGAUAAAGCCGUGAAGCACUUUGGUGAAGAUGCUGGGAAGGUACAACCAGAUGAGUUCUUCGGCAUUUUCGACCAGUUCCUGCAAGCCUUCGCAGAGGCUCGGCAGGAGAACGAGAACAUGCGGCGACGCAAAGAGGAGGAGGAGCGCCGGGCACGCAUGGAGGCGCAGCUAAAGGAGCAGCGGGAGAAAGAAAGAAAAGCCCGGAAGGCCAAAGAGAACGGAGAGGACAACGGGGGCGAGUUUGAUGACCUGGUGUCAGCCCUGCGUUCCGGCGAGGUGUUUGAUAAGGACCUGUCCAAGAUGAAGCGGAACCGCAAACGCAUCAACAGUCAAACCACAGAUACGGGCAGAGAGCGGCCCAUCACUAAACUCAACUUCUGAGACGCUUAACUUGCUCACUUAAGACCCAUUCCUUCAUCUGUGCUAUCCAGAAUUGCUUUAUUUCUUCACUGGACAAUACUGCCUCACGGUGGGGGAUGCUUGGAGAGCACUCAUUUGCAACACGUUUUUAAAAAGCAUAAGGAAAGAGGACUUACUGGCCACACAUUUUGCCCCUUCUGACUCUGAGGACUGAAACGGGGGUACUGGUUAUCAAUUUAGAAAGAUAAGUUUAUAAUUUCUAAGACUACGGCUGCAACGAUGAUCUUUCUUUGAGAAAAUUGAGUUUUCACCUUGGUGCUGGUGCACCACAUUACAGACUUGUAAGACAAGAAGAAAAAUUGCUCGUCAAAUCUGGAUUUGACCCAAGAAGGACACAAAGCAUGGGUACAACCAUCUCUGGUUUUCCACUGCAAGAACCGACCUUGCAUCCUUUAUUUUAAAAUAAAUCACAACUUCAACCCCAUCUCAAACCCAUAACCGAGUUGUUCGUCAGCUCACUCUUGAAAUUGAGGCAUGGCAUGCGGGAUAGCACUUGUCUAUAUGUGUCUGGACUUGUUAUCUGGAGAUUAAGCUUAGUACUUGCGUUAAAAAAAAAAGACCUCCAUUGGUGAUUCCACUGGCAACAUACAGUAACCUGCUCCAGAGUAAAACUUGAUCUCAGUGCAGAAAACAGACCUGAAGAGUUCAACCUAAACAGCUAAAUGGCAAGGUUUUCUUCUUUUAUUAUUAAGGACCAUUUUUAUAUAGUAAGCUUUUACUGAGUACUAAGAACAGUAACCGGGGUUAUGGGUUGUUUAGAUUAUGUUGUUCUAGAGAAUUGCAUUGGACAUCAGACACAGGCUGGCUGAAGAUCAUUUUUAAAGCUAAGAAUUAGGUAAAGAGUUGGCCCAGGCCCAUGUCGUUUCAAACGCUGUGGAUGCCCCUUUGUCCACAUUCUAUGCAUUUAUGUUGGUAUUUGAUCUUUCCAGAUGUUUUGCAGACCGUCAUGUGAAAUCUGUAGACUUAUUUAAAAAGGAACGUACCAUUAAAUAAAUCGAUGCAAGAGACGCUCUGUCAGUUCUUCCUUCAUCACUGGAUGUAUUCCGGUAUUUUUAUCCACAGUGUAUGUUGUGACAAUGUGAUGUCUCCAUUGAACAUUUGUAAUUUAAAAAAAAAAAGCCUUCCAUUGUAAGAUAGAGCUGAAAGGAAAAUAAACUGAAAAAAUAUG